Molecule: messenger RNA, 4240 nt
Organism: Mizuhopecten yessoensis (Yesso scallop)
Lineage: Eukaryota; Metazoa; Mollusca; Bivalvia; Pectinida; Pectinidae
Product: retinol dehydrogenase 7-like
Exons: 6
Coding region: 43-1281 (412 amino acids)
Molecular function (GO): oxidoreductase activity
Source: RefSeq, a predicted model, not a curated record
UGGAUAAAAAAUGGCGGCUGCUGUUGAUGGCUUACUGUAUUGAUGCUUAAAGUAUUUACUGAUUUCGUUGAUAUCGCAGCAGGUUUCUUAUCGGAAUCGCCACAAGUAACUAUGGAUCUUGCUGAGGAUUUCAACGAAAUUGACGACGAUAUCAUAUUUUAUGCAGUCUUAUAUUCUAGCGUGACAGUUGUGUUUGCAAUGGCUGUUUUAUCCAAAUUUUUGACACACGAGUUUAGGUUUGGUUUCAGAUCUGUUUUGAGUUUGAUCGUCCUGUUUCUCGGAGAACCAUUGUGUCAGUUCUUUAUCAAAGGCCCAGGAGGAGUUUUGACAUUUGCCGCCUGCUGUCUACUAAUCUAUUCUGUACUUCCUGCGAGUCAUUUACCAGUGGGAAACAAGGCAGUUUUGAUCACAGGUUGUGACAGUGGAUUUGGAAGUGCUCUGGUGAAGAAAUUGGACAGUAUAGGUAUGAGGGUAUAUGCUACUUGUCUGAACUCGGAUGGACCAGGUGCUAUAGCUAUCCGCAACAACUGUUCAGAAAGGGUGUGUGUUCUACAGUUGGAUGUUACCAAUGCUAAAGAGUUGGAGGAGGUUGUUAACUUCAUACAAGUCCAUGAAGGAGAAGAUGGACUAUGGGGACUGGUGAACAACGCUGGAGUAUGGUACUUCUCUGAGAUUGAGAUGACAUCAGAGGCCCUGUUUCACAAGAUCUUAGAUAUCAACCUGUUUGGCACGAUUCGUCUAACUAAAGCUCUAUUGCCCCUCAUACGAAAGUCCAAAGGAAGAAUUGUUAAUGUUUCUAGUCUUCUAGGGAGAAUAACAAUGGCGGGCAACGGUGCGUACAGUGUAUCUAAAUAUGGCCUGGUAGCCUUCACCGACACACUCCGACAGGAAAUGAAGAAAUGGGGUGUACAUGUAGCUGUUAUAGAGCCCACUGGCUUUUACACAGAGAAUAUGAAAGAGCACAAUAUAAGAAACCGGAAGGAGGAGGUGUGGAAUUCUAUGGAUGAGAAUGCCCGUCAUACCUAUGGUCAACUGUACAUAGACACAGUGUAUAACAGUAUAGUGGCAGGUGCUACCCGCUACCCGGACGACCUAACGCCAGUCAUUAGGGCUAUGCGUAGUGGACUUCUGUCAAAGCGUCCCCGGGCUAGGUACCCGUGUGGGACAGGUGCAGACUUACUGACAAUGGUGUACCCUUUGUUGCCUGUGUGGGUGGCCGAUAAAGUGUCAUCACUCAUUGGUAUAAUGCCAUUAGAUGCCCGCCCCGCUACUCUCAGCUGAAUCAUCAUCCUAUCCCGUCAUUUCAGCAAAGCAAUCUGACUUUGUAUCUGUUGUAUGUGCUAAAUGGAUUGUAUGUGCUAAAUGUAUUACAGAAUGUAUCUUUUAAUUUAUCAUUUUUUUCCCCAACUGAACCUAUUGGUUAUAAGUUAUCUUUCAUUUUGUUGUUGUUUAAAAGACAUUAGUGACAAAAAAGAAAUGUUACGAUAAGUUAAUAUUGAUGUCUUUGAAAGAAGAUGUUACUUAUAUGGCAUCAAGUGUUAUUAUUUUACUCUUUAUCUUCAAGUUGGAUAAACAAUGAAAAGUUUGGUCAAAAUCAUUUGAAAAAAUGUGGAAAUGUACAAAUUGUAUUUUUUUAACAAACAGGGGUAUGUAUACUGAGGCUGUGUUUCGUUAUUAACUGAUAUCAUUUUGUUAUGACACUUGAUAAAAGUAUCAGUUGAUACCAAGAUAUUGCAUUAAUUGUUAUACUUAACCUGCUGUUUGUGAACAAAAUGACAUGCACAACGAUACAUUCCAAACUGAUCAAUAUUGGCAAAUGAAGUGUGAAUUUUCCCCUCAAAUUUCACAAAUACUCCAUAGAUUUUCAGUAUUAUACCAAUCAUCUUUUUGAAACACUAUAACAGUUAAAUCAGUAAGAAAAAUAGGUUGACAAGUGUUACAAGUCGGUAAAUGUUUAAACUUUUUAUGAAUUCUUGCUUAAUCUGAAAAACAGAUAUUAAUUAUCAACAAUAUUAUUGAAGAAAAAAAAGAGAGAAAAAAAGUGCUUUUGUUUCUAAGUAAAAACAGAUAUUGAUUAUGAAGCCUUUAUAAAUCUGUAAUAUUUUUGGAAGUUUGCAUAAUUUUAUUUUUAGCUUACCUGGCCUGAAUGGUUCAGUGAACUUAUAGAAUUGUGCAGCAUCUAUUUCCCAUCUAUCAAGAGGUCAACUUUUUACUUUGAAUGACUUUAAAGGGAAAGAUAUGAUAUUAAAAACAGGUAAUACAGGCCCAUCACAGGCCCAUGGGACCUCUUGUUAUAUUUUGGGCAAAAUGUAACGCUUACUGGUAUACCUCUUAUUCAGUGGCUAUAAAAAAAAUGAAAAAUUAACAAAUUAAUUUAGAAGAUAAGUAAAAUUGUAACAAUUAAAUAGCUAGUCCAGCAAAAUUAUCCAAAAUAACCCAGAAAACUGGUGAUGCUUGAUUACUUGUGACUCACUGGGGGAGUAUUGAGUAUUGUCAACUAUUGUAGAUAUUGAGAUUUCCUUCCUUUAUAACUAUUUCAGUACUCUAGAUUAUAAAUUGGUUCCAAGCCUUCACACAUUUGAGCAUUUUGAAAUCAGAAUCAACUGAUUACAACAGACCAAGUAAAAAAAGUAAAAUGUAAUUCUAUAUUAGAAGAGUGACCAAUUAACUCUUUCACCCCUGAAAUUUCAUAAUGAACUAUAUUCCAUUCUUUGAAUGGGAAGAGUUUAAAUGUGUCUUCAGGGUCGAAUGAGUUAAACACAAUUUAUUUAAAUAAGAUAUUAUUAUUUUUUGAGAUAAUAAUUCCCUUGCAUGUUAGUAUUGAUUUCAGUAUAAUUUACAUUAUUGAACAGCUGGGGUUCGAUCUUUCUGUAAGAAGGUAGACAUGACUUUAUUAGAGGUCAAUAUAAAUCUACAUUUUCGUUGAAAGAUGUUAGCACAAACAGGGUCUUAAUGUGGGAGGAAACUGGCGUACCCCGAGAAAGUCCAUGUGGUCUGGCAGGUGACCCCUACCUUUUCAUGUCCAACAGGGGUUUUCAUGUCCAAACGGAAAUUGAACCCUGGCCACCAAGGUGAAGGUGAGUGUAUGACUCGCUGUACCACCUAACACAUUGUUUACAUAAUUAUAAACAAUUUAUUGUUUAAAACAUAACCUUGACAUUAACUUAGUUUCUGAUCAGAAAAAAAUGUAUGUUUACCGUUAACUCUUGUAGUCAAAGUUUUAUCAAUGCAAAUAAUAAUUUUAGCAAACAAUGCAAAAUCAUAUACAUGUACUAGUUAUAAACUAACAUAUAUUCUUUAAAUCGUUGUCACUUAUUACUAUCGUUAUUUGGAGCAGCAUUUUUCUUAUGUCAUAUUUUAUUCAUUUAUUUCAUAUCUAACUUAAAUUAAAUAGUACAUUGUAUAAGAUAUACAAAUGGUAAAAAAUAUGAAUGAACUCUGCUUGCAAGUGCUAUGUGCAAUUCCUCUCAUCAUUGUCACGUUUAAUAAGCAACUACCAUAGCAUUCGCAAAGAAGAAAGAUAUAAUUUGUUUCAUUGUAUAUGUCCUUGAUCAGUAACAUGAUUAAACUACAUAACCAAAUGAAUUUUAACAAUCAAACUACUUAUAGCAAGCUUUAUCAGUAAGUCCUAGAGGUUAAUAACGUUUUUUAAGUUAUGAUCUAAAAGGUUAGGAGGUUAUUAAAAAUAAUCAUAUCUGUGCAAAUAUUUAUCAUCUUGUGAUUUCAAGAUCUGAAAGGAUUUACAAUUUUUUGAGAGAUUUUGGGUUAUAAUGAAUCUCUGAGUUGUUGAUUUCUGAAUAGUAUCUUUUUACAUUUGCUAUGAUUUAAAACAGCAGUAUGUAAUAAGGGAGGGAAGUUAUUUAUGUUUGUUUUACAUAGUUACUUACAUUCUUGGUCUUAAUAGCAAGUACAUUUGCAUUAACAUUCUCGUUAAAACUUCAUUAUUCUCUACAAUUUGGAUUCCAUUGAAACAUUUUAGCUCUACUUGUAAUUCAUACAUUAAUGGCAUAUAUACAUUCAAGUUUCAGGCAUGACCUUUUUAUGAUUUCAAAGAAAAAAAACAAUAUCUCUUGGUGUAUGUAUUACCUGUGUAUUGCCUGUAAUAUUACAUGUUUAUUACAUGUGUAUUACCUGUAAUAUUACAUGUUUAUAACUUGAGUUUUAUCUGUGUAGUCCCUGUAAUAUUACAUGUUUAUUACUUGAGUUUUAUCUGUGUAUUACCUGUAAUAUUACAUGUUUA